Phytophthora sojae is the source of this 1650-nucleotide messenger RNA. RefSeq lists its product as hypothetical. Bases 1 to 1650 code for a protein of 549 amino acids. Lineage: Eukaryota; Oomycota; Peronosporomycetes; Peronosporales; Peronosporaceae. The transcript has a single exon. Gene Ontology annotation, biological process: protein folding. The record is from RefSeq and is a predicted model, not a curated record. Gene Ontology annotation, molecular function: calcium ion binding. Gene Ontology annotation, cellular component: endoplasmic reticulum; endoplasmic reticulum membrane.
AUGAAGGUCAAGACUGUCGUGGCGCUGCUGUCGGCGCUGCUGCUGCCCAUGGCGGCGCUGGCCGAGGAGCAGCAGCCGGAGGCGGCCGAGCGCCAGCAGCAGGCGCAGGAGCUGACGAAGCACGCGCUGUUCGCCGAGACGUUCGAGGCCGAGCAGCUGUUCGACGGCUCGCGCUGGUUCCGGAGCUCGCACGAGAAGUACUCGAACCAGGACGUGGUGCUCGAGGAGGUGACGCUGGAGGCCGCGCACCUGACGCCCGACCGCGGCCUCGUGCUGGACAAGCCCGCGCGCCACUACGGCCUGGCCGUGAAUCUGGACGAGCCGCUGCGCGUGGACGGCAGCGCCGGCAGGAAGGAGAUGGUGGUGCAGUACGAGGUGAAGCUGCAGAAGGGCCUGGACUGCGGCGGCGCCUACGUGAAGUUGCUGCGCCAGGACCAGGACAAGCAGGACAAGCAGGACUACUCGGCCUUCAGCGACUCGACGCCCUUCGUGCUCAUGUUCGGCCCCGACAAGUGCGGCAAGAGCGACAAGGUGCACCUCAUCUUCCAGCACAAGAACCCCGUCUCGGGAGAGUACGAGGAGAAGCACAUGAUGGAGGCGCCCGGCAUCAAGAGCGACAAGGACACGCACCUGUACACGGCGGUCAUCCGCGACGACAACACAUUCGAGGUGUUUGUGGACCAAAAGUCGGUCAAGAGCGGCAGCUUGCUCAAGAACUUCCUGCCGUCCGUCAUCCCGGAGAAGGAGAUCGACGACCCCGAGGACUCGAAGCCCGACGACUGGGUAGACGAGAAGAAGAUUCGCGACCCGAACGCCGUCAAGCCCGACGACUGGGACGAGGACGCCCCCGCGCGCAUUCCGGACGAGAGCGCCGUCAAGCCUGCCGACUGGCUGGACAACGAGCCGGCGGUGAUUGACGACCCGGAUGUGGUCAAGCCGGAGGACUGGGACGACGAGGACGACGGGGACUUUAUCGUGCCGCAGAUCCCCAACCCGAAGUGCGCGGAGGUGUCUGGCUGUGGCGAGUGGAAGCGGCCUACGAAGGCCAACCCGGCCUACAAGGGCAAGUUCUACGCGCCGUACAUCCCCAACCCAGCCUACAAGGGCGAGUGGAAGCCGCGCAAGAUCCCGAACCCGAACUACUUCGAGGAUGAGCACCCCGCGCGUAUGGACCCCAUCGGUGCGCUCGCCGUGGAGGUGUGGACCAUGACGGGGGGUAUCACGUUCGACAACUUCUGGCUCGGCAACGACCUGAAGAUGGCGCAGGAGUUCGCGGAGCUGACGUGGGCGCCCAAGCACGCGGCGGAGGUCGAGGCGAACGAGAAGGCCAAGAAGGCUAAGAAGGGUGGCAAGGACGGCGAGGAGGGCGGUUUCAUGAAGACGCUCGAGACGCUGGCGACGGACUUUGCCACGUACGCCAAUGAGAACCCUGUGAUUGCAAUCGGAUCGGUUGCGGGUGUGUCCGUGCUGCUGACGCUCGGAUUCUUCUUCCUGUGCUGCGCGUCGGGAUCCCCGAAGCCGGAAGCGACGAAGAAGGCGGACAGCGGCGCCGAGGACGAUGCGCAGGAAGAGGAAGACGCCAAGGCUGUCGACAGCGAUGGCAAGGAGCAGAAGGUCCGACAGCGCAAGAAAGCCCCCAAAGCCGAGUAA